AUGGCUCGCGGACAAAAAAAACCGGAAAUUACUGAAAGAAGAAAUGGAGUCCAAAAUUAUAUUAAAUUUAUGAGAGACUUCUAUCCUCACGAAUCGCCAUUUCCUGUCCAAGAGGAUUGUUUGAAAAAGUACAUUGAUUACAAAGUUAAAGCGGGUAAAUUGCAAACCCAAUAUUUGACAUUGUACGUAACGAACAUUAAGGCUCAUAACGAAGCUCUCGGAUUUGGUUGGGCUUUUGGUGCUAGUAUAAAAGAAGCUUUGGCAGUCGCUUCUUCUAACUUGGGUGCUAUCCCACUCCGAGUUAAUGCUUCGAACGUUAUUUCUCUUCCAACCGACAUUAAUUCUUCUAACUUGGACAUCUCACUCCAGGGUGAGGAUUCUUUUAAUGCUUUAUGCAACUCACAACAAGGACUAUCCUACGAUCAGAAUUCCCCUGGCUUUACCUUUCAGGAUGUCCCAACUGAUAAUGCUUUAAAUAUGCAAGCAAAUGUUACUUUGAAUGACGAUUUUCCUUAUAAUAUGAGUCCUUGCGAUGCACAUUCCCUUCUCCCACCCGGAAUUAAUGCUCCAAAUAUCAUUCCCUUACAUACUGAAGUUAAUCCUUCUAACUUGGAUGCCUCCUCACUCCAGGGUUCCGAUUCUUUGUGUAACUCAACUGAUAAUAUACAAUCAAAUAUCACACAGAAUGACGAUCUGAGCCCUUGUGAUGCACGUCCCUUUCUUCCAGCUGGAAUUACUGCGUCAAACAUCGUUCCUCUUCCCACUGAUAUUAACUCUUACAUCCAACCGACGCACUUACGAUCUAAUCAAUUUUAUACACAACGCAACAAUUUUCCUACUGUUCCAACUGAUAAUACUUAUUUUAAUGACAAUUUUCUUUAUAAUAUGAGUCCUUGCGAUGCACAUUCCCGUCUCCCACCCGAAAUUAAUGCUCCAAACGUCAUUCCCUUACAUACUGACGUUAAUCCUUCUAACUUGGAUGCCUCCUCACUCCAGGGUUCUGAUUCUUUGUGUAAUUCAACUGAUAAUCAUAUACAAGCAUAUAUCACACAGAAUGACGAUCUGAGCCCUUGUGAUGCACGUCCCUUUCUUCCAGCUGGAAUUACUGCGUCAAACAUCGUUCCUCUUCCCACUGAUAUUAACUCUUACAUCCAACCGACGCACUUAAGAUCUAAUCAAUUUUAUACACAACGCAACAAUUUUCCUACUGUUCCAACUGAUAAUACUUAUUUUAAAGUAAAAACAAAUGUCACACAAAAUAUCAACAUUCCUUAUAAUCUGAGUACCCGUGAUGCACGUCCCUUUCAUCCACCUAGAAUUAAUGUUCCAAAUAAUAUUCCACUUCAUAUUGAUACUCAAAGUACCUGCAUCAUACCAAACAAUAACUUUAUUUAUAGUCAGAGUUUCCCUGAUGCUCAUCUCUCUCUCCAACCUGAAAUUAACGUAAAUUUUCAAAAUAGUUUUUUUAACCGAUUACAUAAUCCUAAUAUUGAUGUGCAAGAAUUAGAAAAGCAAAAUUUUAUUUCUACCACAUGGAAACGAAUUUCUGACGCACAAAGAGAAAUUGCUUAUUUAUAUUAUUUAAUCAAGCGUAUCAGAUAG
This is a messenger RNA of Cetraspora pellucida, 1602 nucleotides long. Lineage: Eukaryota; Fungi; Glomeromycota; Glomeromycetes; Diversisporales; Gigasporaceae. The record is from the annotation of a GenBank genome assembly.